Messenger RNA from Camelina sativa (false flax), 1078 nucleotides. Its product is annotated as MATH domain and coiled-coil domain-containing protein At3g58280-like. Lineage: Eukaryota; Viridiplantae; Streptophyta; Magnoliopsida; Brassicales; Brassicaceae. The record is from RefSeq and is a predicted model, not a curated record. Gene Ontology annotation, molecular function: protein binding.
CGUAAACUCUGUUUCGCUAAGUCGAUUAUGGUACUUUGUUUGAUGUUUUAAGAGGUGUUAACUGUCUGAAACUCUGUUUAGCUUGAUUGCAGAGAAGAAUGGGGAAUGAAGUUGAUUACAAAAAGUUCACUUGGGUGAUUAAGGAUUUCUCCUCUCUCCAAUCCACGAAAAUUUACUCGGAUGAAUUCGUCGCUGAUGGCUGCAAGUGGCGUCUUCUGGCCUUACCUAAAGGAAAUGAUGUUGAGUAUUUGUCACUGUAUCUAGACGUUGCUGGUACUGAGUUUUUGCCUGAUGGAUGGAGAAGAUACGUGGAUUAUCGCUUCACUUUAGUCAAUCACCUUUCUGAGGCACAUACCGUACAUAAAAAAGGAUGGCGCUGGUUUGAUAAGAACACUAGGUUUUGCGGUUUUAGAGACAUGGUUCCUGUAAGCAGUCUUAUUGCCAUUAACGGUGGAUUCUUGUUGAAUGGGGAGAUUACGAUUAUUGCUGAAGUAGGAGUUCUUGAAGUUAUUGACACAUUAAGUGCAUCACAAGUUGAGGAGAUUAGUACUGAUCGUAGUGAACAGAGAGCUCAUGAUGAUUCCUCUUCAUCUGAAGAUUUGCAGAACAAAGAUGAUGUAACUAUUGAGGUCAACGGCUUUCAGGUUCUUGUUUCGCAGGUUGAUGUGGUGAAGACACUCUUUGAGAAACAUCCAGAUCUCGCACAGGGUUUCAGUUUAAAGAAUCAACACAUCAAGAACGCUUACAUGAAUGCUCUGCUUGACCUAAUCAAGACACUGUGCAAAGCUGCUAAGGAUCUCUCCGUGAAAGACCUGAAGAAAGCAGAUGAUACGCUCUCUGAUCUGAUAAAAGUAGGGUGGAAUUUGGAAUGGUUGCGUAUGAAGCUGGAUCAGGCAUUGGAAAAACAGGUAGAGUACGACACACGGAUCAGAGAACUCGAGAAACAGGUCAAGAAGCGAAAGCUGGCAUUGGAAGAGAUUGAAACCGACCUAGAGAAAGAGAAAGCUGCAGCUUCCGCUUCACUAAUGUCGUUGGAUUGAACUUCUUAAUUUGAGUCUUGUCCAUUUUUUUAAUUAGG